Messenger RNA from Nanorana parkeri, 6388 nucleotides. RefSeq names its product autophagy related 2B (gene ATG2B). The transcript has 42 exons. Gene Ontology annotation, cellular component: phagophore assembly site; extrinsic component of membrane. Gene Ontology annotation, molecular function: phosphatidylinositol-3-phosphate binding. The record is from RefSeq and is a predicted model, not a curated record. NCBI's taxonomy places the organism in Eukaryota, Metazoa, Chordata, Amphibia, Anura, Dicroglossidae. Gene Ontology annotation, biological process: reticulophagy; autophagy of mitochondrion; piecemeal microautophagy of the nucleus. Bases 104 to 6265 code for a protein of 2053 amino acids.
GCCAUUUUGUGUUCUCGCAAGAUUGAAUUUUGGACUCCUGACUGACAGACUGGCUUUGUAGCUUUAUUGUUGGGGCUCCAGAAGCCCUAAUUUCCCCACGACCAUGCCGUGGCCCUUCUCGGAGUCCAUCAAGAAGCGUGCCUGCCGUUACCUCCUGCAGAGAUAUCUGGGUCACUUCCUGCAGGAGAAGCUUAGCCUGGAGCAGUUGACUCUAGAUUUGUACCAGGGCACCGGCUCCUUGUCACAAGUUCCGCUCGAUAAAUGGAGUCUUAAUGAGAUACUGGAGUCAGCAGAUGCUCCCCUGGAGGUGACGGAGGGCUUCAUACAGACCAUCUCUCUGUCUGUCCCCUGGGGCUCCUUACUGCAGGAUAACUGUGCACUGGAGGUGAAAGGCCUAGAGAUGGUGUUCAGGCCAAGACCUCGGCCACGUUCUGCUUCUGAGCCGAUGUAUUGGUCAAGCUUCAUGACCAGCAGUAUGCAGCUGGCCCGGGAGUGUCUGAGUCAGAAGCUGACCGAUGAACAGGAGUCCUCACAGCCCUUUGAGGGGCUAGAGAAGUUUGCAGAGACUAUAGAAACCGUGCUGAGACGUGUCAGAGUGACGUUUAUUGACACCGUGUUGAGAAUAGAACAUAUACCUGACAACUCUAAAACAGGAACUGCCCUUGAAAUACGAAUCAGCAGAACAAUGUAUUCUGAUGAAACAGUGGAUGAGCAGUCGGGAAUUAAUGUGCACAGACCGUCAGCAUUCGCUCACAAAGUCCUGGAACUGAGCGGCGUUUCCUUCUUCUGGGAUGAAUUCUCAGCAUCUGCAAAAACCUCUCCUGUUUGUUCAACUUCAAAAGUGGAAACUGAGCCCAAACUGUCUCCCAGCUGGAAUCCGAAGCCUGUCUUUGAGCCGCACCCCCAGUUCACCAGAAGUAUAACUGAGGUCACCCCCUCUGACCCUGUGCAGAUUGCUUCUCUGGUGGGCAGUAUUGAGCUGGGCCUAAUUCUGAAACAGAAUGAAGUGCUUCCUGGGGCAAAGCUGGAUGUGGAUGGACGUGUCGACUCUUUCCACGUCUUCCUCUCUCCCCGGCAAGUUCACCUAUUGCUGGAUAUGUUGUCGGCCAUUGCUGGACCAGAAUCCUCCAGCAGGAUAGGAAUGUCCAGCAAAGAUCGGAAGAGCCGUCCCAUGCAGCAAGAAGAUGAGCUUCGCCUCCAGAUGGAACUCAAGCGCUACUUAAAAAGAGAAGCGAUGUCUGGAGGACCGUCUGCUGAGCACAGCUUCUAUGAGACGGACACAGCAAAAACCCCUUCCAGCCAUGAUGAAGAAGUGUUCUUCUCGAUGGCAGAUAUGGAUAUGUCUCACAGCCUUUCUUCUCUCCCACCACUUGGUGACCCGCCUACAGUGGAUUUAGAUUUGUCAUUAAGUAGCACUUACACCAGUUCUCCAGUUGGCUCCCCCCUAGGAGCUGCAUAUGAAUGCGCUUUUGUUUAUUUACAGACAACAUGGGGCGACUAUCAGGAACAUCUGAGGAUGGAGGAGACACUUUUACGAGGGGCCUCAUACAAGCCCAGCGUGAACCAAAACACUCAUAGACGAAGCUCACUGCCAGCCCGUUCGGCCUCUGUGGAUGAAUCUAGACCAGAGCUUGUUUUCAGACUGGCCGUAGGCUCUUUGUCCAUCUCCGUGCUCCAUAUAGACCCUCUGCCGCCAACAGAAGCCACGUCAAGCCCUAACCCAUUGACCCCUCUGUCGCUCGGGUUCUUCAACCGCAUUGAGGCUUUACAGCCGCAGACCUUCACGCAGAGUGACUUUGCCUGUUUACGAAAUAUCUUUGCAGAAGCCUGCACUCAUGAUCACCUCAGGUUCCUAGGGACUCAACUUAAAAUUUCCCAUGAACAGCGUCAGAGGUCCGGUGCUCGGAGUUUCAGCACUGACGUGUGUAUUGGGCAGACCGAGCUCCUAGAGUGCCUUUACCCCAGCGAUUCUCCGUCUGUUCCACCUCACUACACAGAGCUACUGAAAUUUGACCUAGAAAAGGAUGGGGACAGCAGAUCAUCUCCAUGUGUUCACCUGCACUAUAAGCAUUCAGAGAACAGAGGAGCUCAGGCCAGUUCUGGGCGGCUAGGUUCAGCUCCACAGAGAUCAGAGCUUCAAAUCCAAUUGACUUCCGCCUCGUGUGAGCUGGACGUCACCAUUGUAGAUAGACUGAACUCCUUGCUCCAGGUACAGAAACUGGGCACUGUGGAAAUGAUGACCUCGCACUUGUUCACCUCCUACAACAAACACAUUAGUCUGCACAAAGACUUUCCAGAGGUGCUCUUGGAUGAUUCCCGAUCCCCAGUGACCACGCGGACCUCUGUGCUAGUCUCUGCUCCAUCUCUCCACCUUGCAGUGCGGUUCCCCAUUCCGGACCUGCGUUCGGACCAGGAGCGGGGGCCUUGGUUCAAGAAGUCACUGCAAAAAGAGAUCCUGCACCUGAGGUUCUCCGAUGCUGAAUUUAAGACUGAGGUCCUUGGCGGUUCUUCCCCAGAGCAAUUGAAACUGGAGUUUACUUUUAAAGAGCUAGCAGCUGCCUUCCAGGAAGAAAGUAAUGGACCAGAGAUCCAGUUCCUAAAGGUGGUCAAGAAAAGCAAUGAUUUAGAUGGGGAUAUGACAACAUCCGACAAUUUUGAUUGGCCAAGAAUUGUGUUGAAAAUCAAUCCCGUAGCCAUGCAUUCUAUUCUGGAGCGAGUAGCUGCAGAGGAGGAUGAUGACGGACAGUUUCAGGAAGAUGAUGAAGGGGCCUCUCACUCACUAAAAGAUGUCUGCGACUUCAAACGUCCCGAGCCAUCACCCUUCUCCUCCCGUUGGGUCAUGUUUGAGAAUGAAGAGAUGGUAAUGCCUGGAGACACCAUAGAAAUGACGGAGUUCCAGGAAAAAGCCAUUAGCAAUUCCCACUUUGUCCUAGAGCUGACCCUGCCCAGUGUUUACUUAAUGCUACCAAACAAAGUCUUCUAUGAGAAAUUAUAUAACAGUAUGGUGGCAACAUUUGAAAACCUGUCCUAUGGAAUCGGCCUCUCUGUCGCCAGCCAGCUGAUUAACACCUUCAGUAAAGAUGCCAACUGUGGCUUCAAAUCCACCCAUUAUGAAGAUGACAGCGGCUCAGAAGAGGAGACCCUACAAUAUGAAUAUAUCCUGGACUCGAACUAUCACUGUCGCAGACGAAAGAAGCUGGAGUGUCAGAGUAAACACUCGCAGAGUUACCUGUCUGUCCUAGUAAACAUCAACCAUGGGCUGGUCUCAGUGUAUACAGAUGCAAAGCAUCCUGAUGGGCAGAUAAUGGAAGAUAAACACGGGGAGUUCUGGCUGGAAUUUAAUACUGGAUCCCUCUUUACUGUGACCAAAUAUGAAGGAUUUGAGGACAAACACUACUUAUGCCUGCACACUGGCACUCUAAAUCUUUGUCAUCAGGGUAUAUUGGACAAUGCCGUUGUUCCUGUUGAUCCCAGACUCCCCAGCCUUCCUCGACCUCAUUGGUUGGAGCCCACCAUCUAUCCUUCCGGAGAGGAUGGAGCCAGUCACCGUGUAGCCAGCAAUGGUGUGGGAGUGGACAGUCUCAGCAUGCUAACCAUGGCUGUAAAAAUCCAGUCUGAUAAAUCUGAAAACAAUACAAAGGAAUUCCUUGUUGCUGUGGGAUUAAGAGGGGCAACACUACAGCACCGUGUGCUUCCUUCUGAACUGACCUGGCAUGAGCAGAUAUUACAAUUUCUGAAUAUUACCGAUGAGCCAGUUCUAGGCUACAACCCACCAGCCUCCAUAACCACUUUUCAUGUUCACCUCUGGAGUUGUGCUCUUGAUUACAGACCUCUCUACCUGCCAAUUAGAGCCCUGCUGACUGUGGAGACUUUCAGCAUUUCCUGCAGCGUAGCACUGGACAAAUCUUCAUCCAGUUUACGGAUUAUCUUGGAUGAAGCUGCGCUGCAUUUAUCAGACAAGUGCAAUGUGGUGUCUGUCAAUUUAAACCGGGACUUCAAUGGGAAACGUUGUGCGACCAAAUGCGGUCAGUCCAAGCCACGCUUUGAGAUGUAUUGUUCUAGCGACGUGAUCCAUAUCAGAACAUGCUCGGACUCCUGUGCUGCAUUAAUGAACCUCAUUCAGUACAUCGCCAACUACGGGGAUCUGAAUCCGCCUCCCCGAACACAGACCUCACCCGGACCCCACAACAAAGCCAAAAAGGUAAGCAGGGGAGCAUCCAGCUCUCGGUGCCCUCUGCUAGCUGAGGCAGAGCAGCAAAUACUCCGAGAUCUAAUGAUCGAUGCCAUGGAGGAUAUGGACGUCAGUGAAGAUGCAGCACCAGUAAAACCCCAGCUAAAUGGAAUUUCAGAUGGCAAAUUUGAAUCUCAGGAUCCCCCGUGCUCUGACCUUUUCCUUUUUCCUGAUGAAAGCGGUACCGUGUCGGAAGAGCCCAGUCCAACAUUCAUGAUGGCUGCUCCCCAUCUUAUGAGCGAAGCCAUUCUUGAUGGUCCACUUGACAGUGAUGACUUCUGUAUUUUGUAUGCUCCAAAAACGCCUGCUAUGAAUAAGGAUGAGGAGCCAAGUGUGAGAAAACUGGUUGAAGAUUUGAUCAUAAUUAAAGAGAAUUACUUUAGUUCCCCGGAUGGGAAGACGGACACCAGUAAGGCUCCGGUACAUUUCCCAGUUCCUGUAAUCCGGUAUGUGGUUAAAGAGGUCUCGCUGGUCUGGCACCUGUACGGUGGAAAAGAUUUUGGAAGUACUCAUCCUUCUACAUCACCGGCUAAGCAUUAUAUGAGUCCUCACAGCUCCCCGUCAAGUACCCCCACCAGACGAGCCAACAGCAUAAUCCGAGGGGGCCGUGGACGAAACCAGGACUUGCUAAUGGAAAUCCAGUUAACCAAGGUGAAAUUCCAGCAUGAAGUUUACCCUCAGGCUGAUCUGGCCACAGCCGCCGCUCUAUCAGAACAGCUGGUAUCACGUCAGGUUUUCAUCGUCCAGGAUUUAGAGAUUAGAGAUCGUCUGGCCUCGUCUCAGAUGAAUAAAUUCCUUCAUCUCUACAGCAGCAAGGAGAUGCCACGGAAAGCGCAUGCCAACAUGCUGACAAUCAAAGCCUUACAUGUUCGCCCAGAAUCCGCCCUCUCACCACAAGAAUGUUGUCUUCGAGUGACCCUCAUGCCACUUCGCCUCAACAUCGACCAGGAUGCCUUGUUUUUCCUGAAGGACUUUUUCACAAGCCUGUCUGCAGAAGUGGAAAUAUUGGUGACCCCGGAUCCUGAAGUAAGGAGGUCACCGGGUUCUGAUGUCACAUGCAGUCUGCCAAAACAUCUGAACGCGCAUGGUCGAGUGCCGGUGAUUUCAGUAAUAGGACAGAACCAGCCAUUGAAAAAUGGGGAUGUAUAUUUUACAGAAUUCAGUGAUGCCUCGGACACGUUGAAGGAUGACACGUCUUUCAGCGACCAGCCUGUAUUUUUCCGAGAAUUCCGAUUCACCUCUGAAGUCCCCAUAAGACUAGAUUACCACGGAAAACAUCUCUCAAUGGAUCAGGGUACGUUCACUGGAAUAUUGAUCGGCCUGGCCCAGUUGAACAACUCUGAACUAAAGCUGAAGAGGCUGUGCUACCGUCACGGCCUCUUGGGCGUCGAUAAGCUUUUCUCUUAUGCCAUAAACGAAUGGCUGACAGACAUCAAGAAGAACCAGUUGCCGGGGAUUCUGGGAGGAGUGGGGCCGAUGCAUUCUUUGGUUCAGCUUGUUCAGGGUCUUAAGGAUCUGGUGUGGUUGCCCAUUGAGCAGUACUGCAAAGAUGGCCGCAUCGUGCGGGGCUUCCAAAAAGGUGCUGCAUCGUUCGGCACGUCUACGGCAAUGGCUGCCCUGGAACUUACCAAUAGGGUCGUCCAGACUAUUCAGGCUGCUGCAGAGACUGCCUAUGACAUGGUGUCCCCUGGGCCAAGCCCUAUAGAGCUGAAAAGAGCUAAAAGAUUUUCUCACCACCGAUUGGUUCAUCAGCCUGUCGAUCUCAGAGAAGGCGUGGCCAAAGCCUACAAUGUGGUUAAAGAGGGAAUAACGGACACUGCUCAAACAAUCUAUGAGACGGCAGCCCGCGAGCAUGAGAACAGAGGGGUGACGGGAGCCGUAGGAGGAGUCCUUAGACAAAUCCCACCCGCGGUGGUUAAGCCUUUUAUAGUAGCGACGGAAGCCACCUCCAACGUCCUGGGCGGAAUGCGCAACCAAAUCCGUCCGGACGUUCGGGAGGAAGAGUCACAGAAAUGGCGGUUAGAGGAAGGUUAGUGCUCCUUGGGCUCCGUGUAUGAGGACUGACUACGGAAUCCAAUGGCCUCAAAAGACUGCGUUCUGGUAUAGUUUAGUUUUCUUGGCAAACAUGACUCAGGAACGGGUGACAUUUCGGUAAAA